AUGAAUGAGAAACAAAUUCUCGGCGUUGCUGGUAGCAGUAAUGAUGUACACCUUAUGACAUUAGAAUAUUAUAACGAACAUAAAGAUGAACUGAAAGGAGAGAAGGGUGACACCGGACCACAAGGACCACAAGGAAUACAAGGAAUACAAGGACCUCAAGGCGAAAACGGUUUGGAUGGAAAGGAUGGAAAGGAUGGAAAAACUGCUAAAUCAUGGAUAUGGGACCUUAUAAAUACUGGUUUAACAGCUGCUUCAUAUGGAGUUCUUCAAUACCAAAUCGGAAAGAUAUGGGCAGUACUUGGUGAAGAAGCUUUAGAUGACGUUAAAAAUGCUUUGAACUUCAUUUCAAAUGGUUCGGAUACUAUUAAAACUUUAUCUGGUUGGAUGCAAGAAACAAGGAGUCAAAUAGAUACUGUAAGACGUAUAGCAAACAAUGCACGUACGGGAUUGGAUACUUUACGAGAAGCACAAAAUACACUAAAGGAAGCAAAUGAUAUUCUUGGCUCAGUAUCAGACAUGCAUGAAGAUUGGCUUAAAGGUAUUGACAAAUCUUUAAAAAAUCACAGUCAGUCUAUUGCUGACUACAAGAAAAGUAUAGAUUUUUUACAUAGUGCUAUGGACGUACAUGAUGGAAGCAUAAGGAACUUACUUAAUGCUAACAAUAACUUACCAGGAACUAUUAAAGCAUUUAUAAAGUCCUUUGUAAAACCCGGUGCUCUAACAUUUAGGUCUUUGAGAGCAAGAGCAUUGAAGUCAAGAGAUGCAGAAACUCCAGAAGAACCACCAAAACCAACAGCUAAUGAAAUAUUGUUCGAAUAUUUUCCAAGGUACUCUGUUCUCAUUGCAUACAUUCAAGAAAUACUUAAGAAAGCAGACUUGACUUUAGGAGAUGAUGAAAGUUCUGUAUAUCUUUCGUUCCAGUUUCAAAUAGCAGAACUUUUGAGACAGAUAUGCUUAAU
This is a messenger RNA of Trichomonas vaginalis G3, 959 nucleotides long. RefSeq names its product organellar and viral DNA polymerase type B. NCBI's taxonomy places the organism in Eukaryota, Parabasalia, Trichomonadida, Trichomonadidae. The annotation marks the transcript as partial. The transcript has a single exon. The record is from RefSeq and is a predicted model, not a curated record.